CUACACCGCGUAUUUAGUGGAUAAACAACCUCUUUGCGGUGUGCACGUGUGUUCGUCUACGCACCUUUACGAUUACUUUACGAUUUCGAAUCUUAACAAUAAUAUAGUUUGCUAGUGUUGUUCGUGGAGGAUGCAUUAAGUGUUGAUAGGAGUAACUAUUUGAAACUGAAAGUUUUAAGUGUCUGUGAAAAGUGGGAUCAGGUCAAAAGUCCCCCAGCUCACUUCCGUAAAAGGUAGAUACAUAAUUUGUCCGGCGCAUGACACUACGAUCAUCGCGUGCGCAAGAUAAUAAAGAAGGUCACCGGCUGCGGUUGAGCCCUAGGCGCCGCGAGUAACAGACUAUAUCGACAAUGACCGUCAAGAAAUCGAAUCGAUGUGGAGGUUGGGCAGCAAUCGUCGCAAGGCAGAAAUUGCAUAAUGCGAAACAAGAGUUAGAUGUUGUUAACAUAAACAAACAGACAACACAUGAUGAUUACAACACAAUCGUUGGGUUCAACGAGAAAGACCAAUUACAAUUACGAACUAGAGAAGAGGCAAUUGAAGAUGAUAAACAAAAACUUAUCAAAGAUUACAAUUUCAAAACGAAUAAAUAUGAGAAUAUCGCCAUUGAUGACAUUAUUACAUGCGUCAAUAUUGAAAAUUUUCCGAAUUGCGAAAACACUCUAGUCUUCUACGUAAAUAAAAAUAUAAAUAAAGAAGCUAUAGCGCUCAAAUUUGAAAAUGAGCAGGACUUCAAAAGAAUAUACUUCACAUAUAAAUACUUUAAAAUGCGGAAUAGGCUUACUACAAAUUACACAAGCAGUGAUAGCCUCUUUUCGAAAAAGAAUCUUAAAAAUCGAAAAAACAGCAUGGAGGACUAUGUAUUUUUUGAUAAAAAGCUUGAAUAUGAUGUGAAACAGAUAGAGCAUGAUGGGGUCACCCAUAUAUCAGUUCAACAAAAAGGUUUCAAUUCAAAAUAUGACCAACCCUUAAGUUUAAUUGGUAUAAGAAACGAUGUUGACGCUGGUGAAAUAGAUAGUAUAAUAUACACUGAUAUAGAAAUUCCAGCAAAACCUCAAAAGAAAAAGUUAUUUAAUAAGAAAGCUAAGGCUCCAUCACCUCCAAUACUAACGAAAGAAACGCCGAAGGUAUUAAAAGGCGAAUUUGUUAGAGUGAACGUAGACAGAUCACCAGAUGUUGUUCCUAAAGAUUUUAAACAGAAUAAAAUUCCUGAUAUUCUUAUAUUUAGGGAUAAAUCAAAACGAGGCAGUCCGACAAGUAAUCUGUGGUCUACAAAUAAAGUGAACACGGGCUACGACUCCGAUUGCGAGGAAUGGAGAAGCAGCCGGUCCCAGUUCUCAACGACAGCGUUUGACAGCCUCGCCCGCCCCACCAAAACUGCAAUGGCGCUAACCCUCAGGAAACCACAGCGAGUAGAACCGGUCCCUCAAUAUUACCGCCUAAACGACACAUCCAAACUAACACCCCUCCAAUUCCGACCGAACAAUUUCCUCCCCCGACCUCCGAGACUACCUAGAGCCAGCACAGACAAAAGAAACCUGAUAGAUCAUAGGAUGUACACCUCUUUACAAAACCUGGAGAUGCCAAAGAAACUAAGCGAGCCAAAAAAGCAGAGUGAAAAGAAGAACUACUCAAACAUUUCCAACAAGAUAACUGGACUGACUAAUAAAUUGAGAGAUUUCGGUAAUGGCAACACCAUUGGAAGGUUUAAGGCGCAAUCGCACAGUGACGUAGCUAAUUUAAAGCCAGUAUUAAAAAGUCAUGAUGGAGCAAAGCGAUCCGUUGUUCGGACGUGCAGUGCUGAGCCACCAAAGAAAGUUACAUUCAGCGCGUUUGCAACUGUCCAAGUCGUCUGAACGUUAUAAUCGAGAAAUUAAAGUUAAAUCUAAUUCUUUUAUCGCAAUUGAUGUUAUUUCAAAACAAGUUCAUGUAUAAAAUUCACUAUAAUAAUGAAACGAUCCGACAAAGUGACCUUUUGAAAUACUUUUCAAUUCUAGAAUCUGCGCUAACAGAUAUAAAUUUGAUCUUUUAUAGGAGCCCUUAGAAGUAGAUUUUCAGUCAAGUAUUGAAGCACCUUGUAAUAUAUUUUAAAUAAUAUGCAGGUCGGGAAAUCGUGUAAAUAUGUACUAGUAAGCUUUUGUUGGUAACAAGUAAUGUUGUAUUAGCAAAAACCGAUAAUAUUGAUACAGUCAAUUAAUCAAUUUCAUGAUCAAAUAUAAUGAAAUAAUAUGUUAAAUUGAAUUUGUAGAUUCAGUAGAUUCAGAGGGAACAGAUAAGGGGUGUGCAUAUUUCAUUUUACAUUUAAUUAAUGACUAUUGACUAAGAAUGAUUAUUAAAUUACUGAAGACGAUAUCUACUAUUAGAAUGUUUGCGUUAUAUUGACGAAACAAAACAGAACACCAUAUAUAACAAAAAAAAAAUUAAAUUAAAAGUAUCAUAACUUCCUAUUUUAUAAAAUCUAGUGACAAAUCCCAUCCAUUACAAUUCAUAUUAUUCAGUGAUUUCUGUAAAAAGCAGUCAGUAGGAAAGUCACAAUUCGCUACUAUAUUUUCCCGUACCAUGAAUGCUAUGCUGUUAAUAAACAAACUAUCGAAGCGCGCUCCUAUCGACUGCUUUUAUUACCUUCAUUAGGUUCUCUGGAGUCUACCAGAACCCGCCCAGCCCAAACAUGACCAGAAGUCCUUGACCAAUUGAAAUGCCACCAAUCUUUGUGAGAGAGAUUGCCGUCGGUCAAUUUCAGAUGAAUGUAAAUCUGAAAUAUUGUUAUUUAUUUAUUCUUUGUGAAUAAUUAUUAUAAGCAGUAGUCUGAGUACUCGCUUUGCACUUUGACCUUAUAUAAGGAUCCUUGCACUGACGUAGUUGUAUAUUUUGUGAGUUUUAGUCACUUAUAGCAUAUGUAAUAUAUACUAAUAUGUAGUCUUUGAGUAUACAUUUAAAAAAACAUUCGAUUUAGUCGAAACGUCGAUGUGAAACUUUUCUUAAACUAAUUCAACUUUUGUCGGCAUAAUUGUAUAGACCGAUUUUAGUCUAUGUAUAAAAUUAUAAUCUACUCUCAUACUUAUUAUCUAAUUUUAUUGUCGUUGUAUAUAUGAUUUUAUGAUAAUUUUGUUAAAUGCACUUUGUCUAACCUAGGCACUUUAUUUUGCGCGCCAUUUUGCUAAUGUUUAUCAUAAUUUUACUUGUAUAUAAGGAUAUGUAGAUAGAUAAAUUAUGUUAUUAUGUAUAAAAGUAUUUACCUUAUUUAAUAAGAACACUAAUGUCAUCUAGCUUCUAGAAUGUUGUUGUGUUUAGCGAGUUUUUGAAAAUAAAGAUCAUUUUGUUGA
Messenger RNA from Pieris napi, 3323 nucleotides. RefSeq lists its product as uncharacterized. The record is from RefSeq and is a predicted model, not a curated record. Lineage: Eukaryota; Metazoa; Arthropoda; Insecta; Lepidoptera; Pieridae. The transcript is spliced from 5 exons. The coding region runs from base 351 to 1856 and encodes 501 amino acids.